Molecule: messenger RNA, 261 nt
Organism: Anisakis simplex (herring worm)
Lineage: Eukaryota; Metazoa; Nematoda; Chromadorea; Rhabditida; Anisakidae
Source: the annotation of a GenBank genome assembly
AUGUCUGGUCGUGGAAAAGGUGGCAAGUCGAAGGCUACUGGCAAGAGCAAAACCCGUUCAUCACGUGCCGGUCUUCAGUUCCCGGUUGGUCGUAUUCAUCGCCUGCUGCGGAAAGGCAAUUAUGCGGAACGAGUCGGCGCCGGAGCGCCAGUCUAUUUGGCUGCGGUUUUGGAGUAUUUAACGGCCGAAGUGCUCGAGCUGGCCGGCAAUGCGGCACGUGACAACAAGAAGACCCGCAUCAAUCCGAGACAUUUGCAGUUG